AUGGCCGAUCCACGAACGGGCAGCCCGAAUGGCUUCGCACCCCAUUACGAGCAGUCCCAGUACAUCGACCCGAGUGCUCUGCAACAACCGCAGUUCCAAUUCCAGCCCAUCCAGAGUCAAGCUCCGGCACCAAGCCCGAUGCUUGACCAAGGGCGCGAUGCAAAUCAUCCGAGGCCCUUCACUCUGGACGAAGCGCUGCCCUACACCCCGUUCACAACCGUGUUUCCAUUCGAGUCCGACAUUAUCAACAAUCCUACCAUCGGCUCUGGCCAGCUAGCGCCGUCUGUUAUGGGCAUUGUUUCUCACAAGGAAUACGAUGCCUUGAAUCAAGAAGCUGAGAAUUCAACCCAUUCGAAACGCCUCGAGGCCAGUCUGGAAUAUGUGCAGAAUCUACUAAAGCGCGAAAAGAUUACCGAGUUCCAGUUCAAGACCGCCCCCCAAGUGACGGCAACGAGUAACAAACCGGCCAAGAGUUUGGCCAAUGGCCUGUCACCUUUCGCCCGCAUGGUCUACGACAGCACCAGUAUCAGCUUUCGAUAUCCUCAGCCUGAUACACCCCAAGCUCAAACGCCUGCUGCCAUCAAUGGUCAAGCCAUGUCGCCCAAGACAAUAAAGCGAUCGCCCAAGUCCCGGAAGGUUGAGCCGCCAAAGGUAGUUAAGCACAACCCGGCCUCGCUGAAUGCUCAGGCCGUCGCUAAGAACAGGUCUCGCAUCAAGAUUCACCUGCCGUCCCAAAGGGAGCUCAGCGCCGCUGCCUCUCUCUACAGCUCACCCAAGCCAGAUCCAGAGCAAGCUCUGUCCGCGCCGCCCGCUUCAACGCAGCCACAGACCAUCUCGCCGUCAGAUCUCAUGCUGGCUCCUCAGGCGCCUGCAGCUGUGAAGUCCGAAUCCGCCCCCGCCCAGCAAGCCACGGUGCAGGCAGCUCCGGAGGUGGCCCAUCACCUGCCCCCCAAAGCGGAGCCGAGUGAGAGCUCACGUCUCGUCUCUCAAGCUGCUCCCCAGUUUGUUCCCGAGGCGCCUCCUAGGCGUCCUACGCCGGUAGAUAGUAAACUGCAAUCUCAGUCCACGGGUGCUAUCACUAUCGAGUUACCGGCCGCUACCUUCAACAAAUCUGAGUUCAUGGUAGUGGAUGAUACACCAGCAGCGCCCGCUGAUUUUUCGAAAAAGCGAAAACGUUCCGAGCUUGACAAUGAAGAUCUCAUGGACGGCGGCCUGAACAAUCGAGAUCGUGCAAAUGCAGCCAACCGAGAACUGGAGAGAUGCCUACAAGAAAUCUUCGAAGCCAGGAAUCUGGCAUGCCAUGGGAGAAGUGCCAAUUCGUGGAUCGCCUUGACCAACGACGAAGAGCCUACCAUGACGGUUCUUGCCUAUAACAGGGUUCACAAGUUGGUCGCUAGAACGCUCGAGCUUGGAUGCUUUAGGUUGGUGCCCAUCGAAGACUUGCUGGACAUUCAGACCUUGUGUGACCCUGCUCUGAAGCAUGCCGAUUCACUCGAGCUCAGAGUUGACGAAUCUUGGGGCCAAGUCGAAGUCGAUAUGUGGUUGCAGCAGCUUCCAGACAUCGAGGCCGGUCUCAAAGCUGCGCGUCUAGCUCUUGUCAUCAUGACUGGCGGACGAGAAGAGAAACAGCUCUAUUCAGAAGGUUUGAUCCAACGGGGACUGGGUCUCUUCCGAUCAGUCUUGGAUGGUGUCAUCAUUCCGCUAGCUGAGAUGCGUGGCUCACAGGGCAGCCUGUUCACACGUCUAGCGACGCAAAAGAAGUCCAUCAGCACAAUUUUCAUGGCUUGCCAGAAGCUGUUUGCUCUCAUGACGUCUUUGAUUACUACCGUUGACCUCUCAGAGGAGGUGGUCAAUAGCUUGGAGGUCGCGUCAUCCCAACUGAUAUUCGUUGAGAACGCGUCUACUGAACGAGAUUCGGUCGUGGGAGUCCAGAAGUUUGAUGGGCUACGUCUAGUUGCAAUGGAUAUGCUAUGCCAGAUCUUCCUGAUGAACCCGUCGCAGAGACAAGGUAUCCUCACUGAUAUCCUAACGUCCCUCGAGAAACUUCCAAAGGCAAAGCAAAGCACCCGUCAAUUCAAGCUUUCCGACGGUGGGAGCAUCCAGCCUGUGUCUGCACUUAUCAUGCGGUUGAUACAAGCCAGUGCCGGCAAAGUCGACGAUCCAAGAGCAGGAAGCAGCGGACGUAUCAUGCAGACACUCGCCGAAGCGGACCAGGGUGAAGAAGUACUGUCCAAUGAUGCCGGAAAGCUCGCAGAUCAGAUUUAUACUGUCAAAACGGACGAUUACGCGGCUAUGCAGCAUUUGACCGCUGUCCAGGAGCUUGACGCUUUGUCGAAUCCUCUAUUUGACAAUGCCAAGAGGAAUGGGUCAUACGUCAUCAACUUCCUCGUGAAGCGCGCGCAGAAGUCUACCAAGACUGGUGAUACACCAUACCGCAAUUUGCUAGACAAUUUUGUUGAAGACUUUAACAUAUGUCUGGAUUCGCCCGACUGGCCAGCCGCGGAACUUCUGCUUCGAAUAACAAUGUCCAUGAUGUUGGAGCUCCUCAAAGGCGAAAAGACAUCUGUACCGGCAAAGAAUAUGGCCCUCGAGCUCCUCGGCAAUAUGGCUGCUGCAAUCUCCCGACUUCGGUCUCAUGUACGGAAGGUCGCCAACAGCUUCGAGGGUAGCGAUGCCGAUGAUCUAGGUCGUUGGCUUGCGGAUCUCACUGCCAUGGUCCUCGAGCGCAGAUUCUCAGCCGAAAAGAUGACCAGUUGGCUUGGGCCUUAUCGCGUCGUCCUCGAAUACCUCGAAGACCGAGUCAAAGAAGAUCCCCAUCUCAGGAGUGCGAUAUCAUAUCUGGUCACCGAUUGGGCUGUAUGGCUGUGCAGUGCUUACACCGAAGGUCAACAGGAAGAAGCAGAUGACAUCAACUCUGAAUACGGCAGGAUUGCUUACAGACUUCGCAACAUGGUGGACGAUCGCAGGUGGCUUACCACUGAGUACAGCUUCAAGUCAGUCGUUGCAAACCACGCAAGGCUGUCCCAUGCCAUCAUACUUCUCCGUUCACCCUUCUGCGAUUCCUUCAAGGGGAUCCUCAAUAUCCUGAUGCAAUCUAUGACUACAGAUGCUGCCACGGUACGCAGUAGAAGCCUCAAGAGCAUCAAUUCGGUCCUAGAAACAGAUCCGUCUAUUCUCGAUGGUGAUAGCGUUGUCAUCGACAUGAUUCUGCAAUGCUCCAACGACCUAUCACCUCAAGUUCGAGACUCAGCCCUCAGUCUCAUAGGUAAAUGCAUCGGCAUGCGACCUGCGCUUGAGGAAAGAAUGAUGCCUACAGUUAUCCAACGGUUCGUCGACUCUGGUAUUGGUGUGCGUAAGCGAGCAAUGAAACUCGCAAGGGAUAUCUACUUGAAUAAUAGCAGCAAGCAGGUGCGAAGCGCUAUUUCGAAUGGUCUUCUUCACCGCGCGCAAGAUCCUGAUGAAGGCGUCCGCGACAUUGCACGGCAGAUGAUCGAGGAGGUCUGGAUCUUUCCUUUCUACAAGGCGGAUGAAUCCACUGCGUACAAGCAGUCCCUCACUGACCAUGUUUCCCUAAUGGUUCAAACUGUGAAACAAGGCAACUCAUCUGUCAUCCUUGAAAAGGUCUUCCAGACAAUCUUAUCACCCGAAGCGAAGCUGGCAACUGCAAAUCAGCAAGUCUGUACGAGACUCGUCUCAAGUAUGUUCGACCUGAUCCACAAUCCAGAAUCUGAUGACCCAUCAGUCCCUUCUGGCAAAGACGCUUUGCAGGUGCUCAUGAUCUUUGCCAAAGCCGAUCCAAAACUAUUCACGUUCGAGCAGAUCCGAAUGCUGCAGCCUCGCAUAUCAAGUGUGGGAUCCAACGAGGAUCUCAUUGGUUCAAGAGCUGUAGUUGUCAUCUAUCGUCGCGUGCUUCCUCAAGUAUCCAGCGUUCACUCUCAGUUCCUUGCAGACAUACGGAAGGACCUUAUGCCGGCUGUCUCCAAAGUUACAAGGGCGCUUUUAGACGACGUCAUUGCUUGUUUGUGGAUUAUAAGCGAGCUUCUGGGGACGUCUGAACAUCUGGCUCGUCUCGUGUCUUCCAGUCUGGCAGGAAUUCAAAAGAUCAGAGCAUUGUCCGCCAAAGGUCCGCUCGACCAACAGAGAACGCGACAAUUCGACCGGUACUCGCUUAUUGUCGGCAUGGCCGGCAAGCAUUGUAACCUGGACAGCCAUGAAGCAAUCUUCAAGACAAGCUUUGCCAAAUGGUCAGGCGGAUCUGUAUCGAAACUGAUGGUAGAUGUCCUUGCGCCUUUCGCCACUUCUUCACAACCAGCAGACGUUCGAAAGUCAGCACUCGAUGCUAUCGGUCUUGUGUGUCAAUCUAAUCCCAGGAAUUUUGUUGCUCCAAACGUCUAUACCAUCUUCCAGCAGGCCUUCGACGAGCAGAAUCCGGUUCUAGAAUCGAUGGUGCUGCGUUCUUUCAAAGAGUUCUUGUUCACAGAAGAGCAACGCUCAGAACAAGCGGCUGCAUCUGCAAAGGACAACAAGGACGCUGGCAAGAAAGAUCUCAAGGUCAUGGCAUCGACUAGCUUUGAUGAUGUGGCGAGUGCUACCACACAGAGAUUUCUCAAAGACAUCACACGGAUCACCUUGACAUCGCAUGAUGAGUAUGGGUUUUUAGCGACGGAGGUAUUGGCCAGUAUCAACCGACAAGGUCUGGUCCAUCCCAAGGAGACUGGCAUCACGUUUAUGACCCUUGAGACGAGCCCCGUCAGCAGGAUAUCCGAACUCGCGUAUCAUGAACACCGUGCAUUGCACAACAAGCAUGAGACAGUCCUUGAACGGGAGUAUGCCAAGGCAGUUCAAUCAGCCUACCAGUACCAGCGGGACGUCUGUAAAGACCCUCGCGGCGCGACAACAAGUCCUUUCACAUCGAAGCUUCAUCUUCUCAUUGAAGUCCUCAAAAUCAGUAAAUCCAAGAACAGAAAACGUUUCUUUGACAAGUUGAUAAGUCAGGUGGAGUUUGAUCCUUCAACCCUGGAUGUCAGCAUGACAGUGCCGCAACACGUGGAGUUCUCACGGUUCUUAAUUGAAAAUAUGGCUUUCUUCGAGUUCGCCAAUGUCGAUGAGCUACAAUAUCUGGUUACCAAUAUGGAAAAGCUUGUCACAAGUGCUGGCUCUGGUAUUGCCCAGUCAAUCGAAUCUGAGGUCUUCCAGGUGCGCGUCGACACAGUCUUGGGCUUGCAGCAAGCAGAGAAUGGGGACACCGAGUCAGCCGCCCCCGUCGAACCUCAAGUCGAUGCAAAGCGACUACGUCAGCUUACUUCGAGUGCUAUGAUUCUUCUUGCCCUCUGGGAAGCCCGAACGUUCAUGAGACGUUUGUACACCCUGAAAGUCAAUCGUGAGAGUAAGGCCAAGACUGCGGUAAAAGAUACUAGCAAAGACAAAGCCCCAACCAGGGCGCCCGGCGUCACCGGCGAAAAGUUUUGGGACGACAUCGACCAUAUAAUGACGGGAUUGGAAUCCCGAGAACGCAUGGUGGAGACCUGCAGAUCGUUCAUCGAGCUUCUCAAUGUUGACAGCGAGGUAAAGGUCGCGAACGAGGAAGACGAAGAUGCAGACGGAGAGCCACGGACGCCCGAGGCCGACGUAGAAGACGACGAAGACGCUCCCAAUUCAGAUCCACGAGGCCGUAAGAGAAAAGCUGCCAACACACCGGGAGGCAGGAAGAAGCGCGCGCGCUCAAAUUCGAGAUCAAAUGCUCGGGGCCGCCCCCGCAAAAGUCCCCUUGGUGGUGGACCAGAUUUCGACGAAGGAAUCGAAAGUGACUUCAUUUGA
Molecule: messenger RNA, 5817 nt
Organism: Neoarthrinium moseri
Lineage: Eukaryota; Fungi; Ascomycota; Sordariomycetes; Amphisphaeriales; Apiosporaceae
Exons: 3
Coding region: 1-5817 (1938 amino acids)
Biological process (GO): regulation of gene expression; establishment of mitotic sister chromatid cohesion; establishment of protein localization to chromatin
Cellular component (GO): Scc2-Scc4 cohesin loading complex
Molecular function (GO): chromatin binding
Source: RefSeq, a predicted model, not a curated record